AGGAGAGGAGUCGCAGCGGCAAGUGAAGGGACGGGGGGGACAGCGCAGAGAGAGAGAGAGAGACAUUGUAGAGGAGGAGGAACGGCGGUCAGACAGGGACAGGGACAGCGAAGAGAGGAACUUGGAGCAGGAGUUGGGCCAAACGGCAGCGGAGAGGAGCCGCCUCUCUGGGACAGGAGGGGGGCAGACUCAAGGACAGCGGGGAGAGGGGGCACUAACUCGCCAGCUAGCUGCUGCUCGGUGGCAGGUUGUGUAAUGCAAAGAUGGAGGCACAAAUGCAAGAGAUUAAGGCAUUAGCAGAUGAGAUGAUGAUUAUCCUCUCUGGUUGUCAAGGGGAGGUACUUCUGCAGAAUGCCAUGAAUUAUAAGGCAAAAAUGGUGAAUGUCUAUAUGGAAGUAGAACAAUGUGUGAAGCAGCAGUUAAGAGAGAUUCAGCAAUCACAGGAGCAUGUGGCACAGGAAGUUAUAAAUGUGGGAGAAGAAAGAGAGAUAAGUUUUCUGGAAUUACAGAAGAUUAAAGAAAAGUGGAAAGAGACUCAACAACAGAAUUCUAAGAAUGAAAUGGAACUUGAAUUGUUACAGAAAGAACUGGAGGAGCUUGAGAAGUCUGAAAAAGAAAUGUCUAAAUUGGAAGAAGAGGUAGAUGAAAAUACUACAGUCGUUAUUCCAUCAACUAAGUACUUGGCCCACAUCUUCCACAAGGUUACUAAGAUCAUUUGGGACUAUGACUGCGACCCAUCACUUGUAAGAGGCGUUCACUUUGGAGUGGGUUUGGCACAACCCAUUAACAUUGAUUCUACCAAGCACUCUGACAGUUUCAUCUGCGAUUACCUGUGGAGUCUGGUGAGCACGGAUUGGUAAAUUAUUUUCUGGGCCUGGAACUAUAAGUGAAUUACAUAUUUUGGGUAUCCACGUUUUGAAUGAAAUCUUUCCAGUCAUAUGGCUUCGAUCUUGGAAAAUAUAGCUUUCAUGAGUGAAAAGUUGACUCAACAGAUUCUUUGGAUGUGGUAUUUUUGUAAGGUCAUAUUUAAAAGAUGACUUUUGUACAACAAAGUAAGUUGGACAAUGUGUUUUUCCUAAUGGAGUGGUGGUGAUUGGAAAAUCUUCUCAACUACAACCAUGAAGGAAUAAAUCUGUUUACUACCACUCUGUCAAAAUACUAGAAUGUUGUAAAAUGCUAUUAAUCACUGUGUGUGUGUGUGUGUAUAUAUAUAUAUAUUUAAAUGUAAACUUUUACAGAAAUGAUUGAUCUAUUUGCUUUGGCACAUGUAAAUUAAAAAAAAAAAUUGCUGCCAUGGGCAUGAGAACCGUAGAGUUGUUAUUAGAUGAAAAUUGCCCAUAUUUGCUACGUAACGUGAUCUGUAUUGGAACACACAGUGCUGGAGUAACUCAGUAGGUCAGACAGCAUCUCUGGAGGGCAUGGAUAUGACAUUUUGGGUCGAGUCCCUUCUUCAGACUGAUUGAAAUAGGGGGAAGAAAACUGGAAAAGAGGUGAGGACAGGACAAAGCCUGGCAAGUGAUGGCUGGCCACAAAAUGCUGGAGCAACUUAGUGGGUGAGGCAGCAUCUCUGGAGAGAAGGAAUGGACGACGUUUCAGGUCGUGUCCCUUCUUCAGACUGAUGUCGGGAGGGGGUAGGACAAUGAUAGAACAAGUGAUGUGUGCAUGCAGGUGUGGGGUUUUGAUUGGUUGACGGGCAGACAAAGGCGAGAUAUGAAAAGGAGACGAGGGUGAGGGUGUCAAAUAAGGGGAGAAGAGGAGUAAUAUUUCCCCCCCUCCCCCCACAGUUUUUUAAAAACCUCCUCUCCUCCUGUGCGCCCACCCAAUCAGUCUGAAAAAAGGUACCGACCCAAAACAUUGAUUAUGCCUGCCCUCCAGAGUUGCUGACCCAUUGAGUUACUCCAGCAGUUUGUGUUUUGCCCAAGAUUCCCUGUGUCUCCAUAGUUCUGUAGUAAGGUCAUAGAAUAGACAUGAAUUGACAAUACUGGUUCUGGCCCAUUCUUCGUCAUGUGUGUGACCAAAAGGAUGAAAAAUUGUGGAAUACAUCUCUUCUAAUUCUGGAAGCUUUACAGGUAUGUUGUUUUGUACUGCAUAUAUGAUUCGUAUUUUUUUCAGUUUAUCAGGUGAAAUUUUUAUGCUGACAAUAUUUAGGGUAAGAGGUCAAAUGUGACUGGUCACGUGUGUGACAUCACACGGAUGCAUUUUACAAACUGAAUUUUAAAAAGCUGGAAUGUUCAUAUAUUUAGCAGACAUGCAUUGUAGUUCUGUAGGUAGGAAAAUAACAAUGAAUAAGAUUAAUCUCUUACAAGAACUUUUUAAUGUAUCACUUUAUGAUGACAUCUGGUCACGUGUGUGAAAUUUUGGUUCACUUUCAAAAGAAUGGGCCUACAAGAUUCCUCCGAUUCUAAUUACUGCGUUCCGGCUUGUCUUUCCAAGCUAGUCAAGGGUAGCAUUGGUGGGAAAUAUGUGGCUAUGGUAAAUGAAAAUAUAACAAUGAAAAAACAAGAAGCUUUGACGUGAAAAAUGUUGGGUUUUAGUAAGAGCCAUGUGUAUUGAAAUCCGAGUUUAUAAUAAGGUUUUUGUGGGUUUUCAUACAAUGCGAAGUAACAAUAUUGUGAAAUAAGCUGUAUUUUGGGCUUGCACUGAAAAUCUGUUCUAAUAAAGUGUUUUUGCUUCUA
Leucoraja erinaceus (little skate) is the source of this 2675-nucleotide messenger RNA. RefSeq names its product SPC24 component of NDC80 kinetochore complex (gene spc24). The transcript is spliced from 6 exons. Lineage: Eukaryota; Metazoa; Chordata; Chondrichthyes; Rajiformes; Rajidae. The record is from RefSeq and is a predicted model, not a curated record. The coding region runs from base 264 to 860 and encodes 198 amino acids.